AUGCUGGCAUGCCCGUGCCUAUCCCAUCUUCAGGGACUGGCGGGUCACAAUGGCUCCCACAAUAGAUACCCCAUCGCUACCAAUGGCCAUGCGGCCUCUACCAAUGGUCCGGCGCUACCUGAUGACGUCGUGUACCUCCGGCUUCGACGACGAUGCCCGCGUCUCCGCCAGGUUUAUGCCAACGGCCUUCAGUGCUUGAAAGGGCUUGUUGCCCCGACACCCUCCCGGCUUCGACAGUGUUGCCUCCCGCCUUCCCGCCCAAUGUCGGCGUCUACCGCCCAUUGCUACCGUACAGCACCACGCCACACACCACUACGUAUCAUCGUGAGGUCCCUUCAGAAUGCCGUCAAUGAGCUGCUCCAACCAAUGCCGGGUUCAUCCCGUUUCCAUAAUUAG
Messenger RNA from Colletotrichum orchidophilum, 396 nucleotides. RefSeq lists its product as uncharacterized. The transcript has 2 exons. Bases 1 to 396 code for a protein of 131 amino acids. NCBI's taxonomy places the organism in Eukaryota, Fungi, Ascomycota, Sordariomycetes, Glomerellales, Glomerellaceae. The record is from RefSeq and is a predicted model, not a curated record.